This is a messenger RNA of Bursaphelenchus okinawaensis, 982 nucleotides long. The record is from the annotation of a GenBank genome assembly. Lineage: Eukaryota; Metazoa; Nematoda; Chromadorea; Rhabditida; Aphelenchoididae.
AUGGUACAGCUGAGAUCGACGUGCAUAUUGGCCUUGAUGGUGGUGGUUGUUUACGGUGUAGAUACGAUGGAGAAGCGACGCAACGGCAGACCCAUGAACCCAUACUCGUGGCAGAAUCGCGGCUACAAAAUCAAACGGAGUUUGGAACAACAAGUGGAAUCGGAAAAUGAUUAUUUGCCUGAGGGGAAACGAGCUCCAACGCCACGAAACCCUUACUCAUGGCUAGCCAGGUCACAAAAAGAGGUAUGUAAUUGUUUUUUCUUACUGUAUUUUUUAUUUUAAUGUGUUUUUUGAGCUGAAAGUUGUUAAAAAAUCAAAAUUAAAGCAAAAUUUUGACAGAAAAACAGUUUUUAAACUUACAUUGUUACUUUCAAUGAUUUUUUAAUGUUUAGUACACCUUAGUAUACCUAGAACGUGUAACAUAAGUUGUUUUUAUUCUCUUAUAGCUUAGUAAACAACAAUAAUAGUAAAUCACACGAAUGCCUACUAGUAAUCGUAUGUCACUCUGAUCACUUUCAAAGUGACAACACUUUUUGUUAGUCUAUUUUUAACUCGUCAAUCUGACGAGGAACAAGAGCCGAGCUAUACUCUAAGCGGACAAAAAACAAUACUAGACUAUAAACUGCCUUUCAGUAGGGAAAGGGUAGCAAAACAGAUAUUUUAGGUAACAAAAUAGAUUUAAAAAUAAUUUUUAGGUUUUAGAAGUUACAAUUUUCAAAAUUAUGUAAUAACGACUGUAGUAUGAAACAAAAGCAUAUUUUUUUAAAUGUAUUACGCUACCACAACUUAAAUUUUAAUCAUAAUAUUACCCUACCUCCACCUUCAGAACUCUUACGAAAAGCGAACCCGAAACCCCUACUUCUGGAACAAUCAGGACUUUCUCCUGGAUUCGCUGUUCCGUUCCGAAUCCAAGAAGUCACCAUACAUGGCCUUCAACGGGCGACGAGCACGGAAUCCGUACUCGUGGAUGAACUUUGUGUAA